UCGCGAGCCAAUCAAAAUGACUCAUUUAGUUUUCACAGACGCCCAAAAAACACAACAGCUUUUAUCAUGCGGUUCUUCAAUUGUGACUUCCCAAACUUGGAUAUUUCCACACACUUCUAAUUUGAGAAAACACCUUGUGGAGAAGAGGGUGAGGAGAAUCUUGGCGCUGCGUGUCCACUGUGCCCCCCGCAACGGCCAUGCCGUUGCUUCUGGAGACGCAAAGGCUAUGGAAGCAAACCCAGACAGAAAACCAAGAGUGGAGCCCCUGCAGAUGGGUCGUGGGCCUGCUGGAGCCUAUCCCAGCUAUCAUCGGGCAGGAGGCGGGGUACACCCAGAACUGGUUGCCAGCCAAUGGCUAGUCAAGAACAAAACUGUGGCAAUUAAUGUGCCCUCCUUCCUGUACCGGUGUUAUCGGCUCAUGGCUGAAGAUUUGGAUCAGCGGAUGUGCAGCCUAACUCUGUGUCCUAUGGAGUUGGCUAUCGAUUAGAGAAGCUGUGGAAGAAGUCAAGAGGAAGCUGCUGCAGAGUUUCUCUACGCUGAAUCCCAUUUAGCAGAAGCCAAACGGGUUUGAUUGCACACUCGUGCGAGCUGGUGGUACACACUGCAUUUGUGCUUGUGAGAUGAAGAGAAGCCAAGUGGCUAGUACAACCACUGAAGUCUGACAGCCUGGUGGACUGCAACAUGGAUUAAGAAGUCCCACACAUCAAGAGAUCAAAGGUGGCUGUGACAGGGGCACCCCCGGGGCAGGACCCAUGAGGAGUCAUAGAAGAUGCUCACAGCCUGGGCGCUUCUGCUCUUCUUAGCCAUGUGGGUGACAAGCACCUCUGGUGGCCCGCUCUCCUUCAGAAUAGCUGCCAUCCUUGAUGACCCGAUGGAGUGCAGCAGAGGAGAGCGUUUGGCCAUCACGCUGGCCAAAGACAGCAUCAACAGGAGCAGCAACCGCUCCAUCACAGGAAAGCUGGAGGUGGACAUCUUUGAGCUGCUUAGAGACAGUGAAUAUGAAAUGGGCGAAACAAUGUGCCAAAUCAUGUCCAAGGGGGUGGUGGCGGUCCUCGGUCCCUCUGCCAGUCCAGCCUCCAACUCCAUCAUCAGUAAUAUCUGCGGUGAGAAGGAGGUGCCCUACGUAAAGGUGGCUCCGGAAGACAUUUUAAAGGUCCAGUUCCUCCGUUUCACCACUCUGGACCUGAGGCCAACCAACAUGGAUGUCAGUCUGGCUGUAGCGAGCCUUCUCACCUUCUUUAACAGCACCACCGCCUGCCUCAUCUGUGCACAGGCCGACUGCUUAUUGAACCUGGAGCAGCUCCUCAGGCAGUUCCUCAUCUCCAAGGAGACCCUGUCAGUGCGUAUGCUCGACGACAGCCAGGACCCGACCCCGCUUCUGAAGGAGAUACGAGACGACAAGACCGCCACCAUCAUCGUCGACGCCAACGCCACCAUGUCCCAUAUCAUUCUGGAACGGGCAUCAGAGCUGGGAAUGCUGUCAGUCUACUACACAUACAUCUUCACAUCCUUGGAGUUCUCCAUGCUGCGAUUGGAAGAUGUGGGAGACCAGCGGGUCAACAUCGUCGGAUUUUCUGUUUUCAACCAAACGCAUCCAUUCUUUGAGGAUUUUGUGCUAAGCCUCAACCGCUCCUGGCAAGAGAACUGUGAACAUGCUCCCUUUCCUGGCACCCCGCUCUCCUCAGCUCUUCUCUUUGAUGCAGUAUACGCGGUGGUGGCUGCGGUCCAGGAACUGAACCGCAGCCAAAAUGUAGGCGCCACUCAGCUCUCCUGCAAGUCCUCCAAAAUCUGGGAGCACGGCACCAGCCUCAUGAAUUACCUAAGGAUGGUAGAGCUGGAGGGUCUAACAGGCCACAUUGAAUUCAACAGCAAAGGCCAACGCUCCAACUACGCCCUUAGGAUCAUGCAGAGCAGCAAGGAUGGCCUAAGGCAGAUUGGCCUGUGGCACUCUGAAGAUGGACUGUAUAUGGAGAAGAAGCUCCCAUCAGUCAACGUAUCGGACACCCUCUUCAACACGACUCUCACCAUCACUACAAUACUAGAGAAUCCAUAUGUGAUGCUGCAGCCGAAUCACCAGGAACUGGAGGGAAAUGAGCGCUACGAAGGCUUCUGUGUUGACAUGCUAAAGGAGCUGGCAGCCAUACUCAAGUUCAAGUAUCGUAUCCGACUGGUGGGGGACGGACUGUAUGGUGUCCCUGGAGCGAACGGAACGUGGAGCGGCAUGGUGGGAGAGCUCAUUUCCAGGAAAGCUGACUUGGCAGUCGCCGGCCUCACCAUCACAGCGGAGCGUGAAAAGGUCAUUGACUUCUCCAAACCCUUCAUGACCCUCGGUAUCAGCAUCAUGUACCGCGUCCACCUGGGUCGUCGGCCAGGCUACUUCUCUUUCCUGGACCCGUUCUCCCCGGGCGUGUGGCUCUUCAUGCUAUUGGCCUACUUGGCCGUGAGCUGCGUGCUCUUCCUGGUGGCCAGAUUGACACCUUACGAGUGGUACAACCCGCACCCCUGCCUGAAAGGACGCUGCAACCUGCUCAUCAACCAGUACUCCCUCGGAAACAGCUUAUGGUUCCCUGUCGGGGGCUUCAUGCAGCAAGGGUCUACCAUUGCUCCCAGGGCGUUGUCCACGCGCUGUGUCAGCGGAGUGUGGUGGGCGUUCACAUUAAUCAUCAUCUCGUCGUACACUGCCAACCUGGCCGCCUUCCUCACCGUUCAGAGGAUGGAGGUGCCCAUCGAGUCAGUGGAUGACCUUGCGGAUCAGACGGCCAUAGAGUACGGCACCAUGCACGGGGGCUCCACCAUGACCUUCUUCCAGAAUUCACGCUACCAGACGUACCAACGAAUGUGGAACUUCAUGCAUUCCAAGCAACCCAGCGUGUUUGUGAAGAGCACGGAGGAGGGCAUUGCCCGCGUCCUCAAUUCCAACUACGCCUAUCUGCUGGAGAGCACCAUGAAUGAGUACUAUCGCCAGAGGAACUGCAACCUGACACAGAUUGGCGGGCUGCUCGACACCAAGGGCUACGGUAUCGGAAUGCCACUGGGUUCUGUGUACCGUGAUGAGUUUGACCUGGCCAUCCUCAAGCUGCAGGAGGACAAUCGCUUGGAGAUCCUCAAGAGAAAGUGGUGGGAUGGCGGCAAGUGUCCCAAAGAAGAGGACCACCGGGCCAAAGGUCUUGGCAUGGAGAACAUCGGCGGCAUCUUCGUGGUGCUGGUGUGCGGCCUACUGGUGGCCAUCUUCAUGGCGGUGCUGGAGUUUGUGUGGAUGCUGAGGCAUGUGCCAGGAAGUGAGCAGUCGGUGUGCGAGGAGAUGCUGCGCGAGCUGCAGGGCAUCGUCCUGUGUCACGACAGCCUGCAGGUGAGGCGCCGCCGAACGUCGUCCGUCAUGCGGCCUCUGCCCCUGGAGGAGCGCCGGGCGCGGGCGGCCACCGCCGCCGCCGCCGUUGGCCUCGCCAACGGCAAGCUGUGCGCCGGCACGGGACUGCCUGAGCCGCUCUCCCACAGACUGGCUCAGGAGGCCGCGCUGGUGGCCAGAGGCUGCAGCCACAUCCGCAUUUGCCCCGAGUGCAGACGCUUUCAGGGGCUCCGAAUGCGUCCCGGGGAGGCAGCCGGGACCCUGCCAUCUCCCACGCCCAGCGAAGAGAGCUUAGAGUGGGACAAGAUGACAAAUAGCAGCGAACCUGAAUAACACGCACCCUGCAGACAUUCAUCUUAGUGGCCAGCCGGUGCUUUGUUGCCAGAUCGCCCAACGCUGGACGGAGGUACUGACUCAUCUUUUUUUGGAAUCUCCUGGGGCAGAUUUGUCUUUUCCUUGCUCAUGGAAAAACUGAUGAGUCUGUCUCAUGUCAGCCCUGGGUACUGCUCUGAACAGGACACGCAAAGGACAAACAGCCACUGGGCCAUUUGUACUAUGCAGUAUUUUCAAGUCAUUUAUCAGUGUGCUGUUUCUUUUUCUCCCCGCCUUUUUAAAUUAUUCCUGCCCUCUGUUGGAUUAUCAGUACUGAAUAUUGUUGUUAUAUUGUUCUUGGGAAAAAAAAAUAAACAUUAAACAAGUUCCUUUUUUAAA
Molecule: messenger RNA, 4057 nt
Organism: Phyllopteryx taeniolatus (common seadragon)
Lineage: Eukaryota; Metazoa; Chordata; Actinopteri; Syngnathiformes; Syngnathidae
Gene: grik4
Product: glutamate receptor, ionotropic, kainate 4
Exons: 24
Coding region: 770-3679 (969 amino acids)
Biological process (GO): synaptic transmission, glutamatergic; modulation of chemical synaptic transmission; monoatomic ion transport
Cellular component (GO): kainate selective glutamate receptor complex; presynaptic membrane; postsynaptic membrane
Molecular function (GO): kainate selective glutamate receptor activity; transmitter-gated monoatomic ion channel activity involved in regulation of postsynaptic membrane potential
Source: RefSeq, a predicted model, not a curated record